CGAUUUAAACAAUCACAGGUUCAGCCUCUCCGUUAGUUGGGUUCACUUGGCUGUGACCAAAAUUAAGAUCACCCGUUGAAUUGAGACAUCUCGUCGUGCUCAGAAAUUCGGUGGCCAUCCAUCUUCCGAGAACAAUUUUUCUCUUCUGCGAGUGAGAAAAUGCCUGGAUUGAUUGCACCCACAGAUUACUCACAAGAACCACUUCGUCACCCAUGUCUCCGAAUCAACGCCAAGGAGCCCUUCAAUGCAGAGCCACCGCGCUCUGCCCUGAUUUCAUUCUUCACCCCUGUAGAUUUUUUUUAUAAAAGAAAUCAUGGCCCUAUUCCAUUAGUGGAUGAUAUUGAAAGAUAUUCUGUUUCUAUAAAUGGCCUAAUAGAGAACCCAAAAGAGCUGUUCAUGAAAGAUAUCAGGAUGCUUCCCAAGUACAAUGUCACUGCCACUUUACAGUGUGCAGGUAAUAGAAGGACAGCGAUGAGCAAAACGAAAACAGUAAAGGGAGUCGGCUGGGAUGUUUCUGCUCUGGGAAAUGCUGUUUGGGGUGGUGCUAAAUUGGCUGAUGUUCUUGAACUUGUUGGAAUACCUAAGUGCAGCUAUAGUACACAAAAAGGUGGAAAACAUGUUGAGUUUGUGAGCAUUGAUAGAUGCAAGGAAGAAAAGGGAGGUCCAUACAAGGGAUCAAUUCCACUGAGCCAAGCUUCAAAUCCUGAAGCAGAUGUUCUUCUUGCUUACGAAAUGAAUGGAGAAACUCUUAACAGGGAUCAUGGGUAUCCAUUGCGUGUGGUUGUCCCUGGUGUUAUUGGUGCUCGCUCUGUUAAAUGGCUAGAUUCCAUUAACAUCAUUGCAGAGGAAUGCCAGGGUUUCUUUAUGCAAAAAGACUACAAAAUGUUUCCUCCUUCCGUAAAUUGGGAUAAUAUUGAUUGGUCGACCAGGAGGCCUCAAAUGGAUUUUCCAGUUCAGUGUGUCAUAUGUUCUUUGGAGGAUGUAGAUCAUAUAAAGCUUGGAAAGGUUACAGUUAAUGGUUAUGCAGUGUCGGGAGGUGGUCGGGGAAUAGAGAGAGUAGACAUAUCUGUUGAUGGGGGAAAAAACUGGAUUGAAGCCUCCAGAUAUCAGAAGACCGGAGUCCCAUACGUUGCUGAUAGUCCAAGCAGUGACAAGUGGGCAUGGGUGUUUUUUGAGGUCACGCUCGAUGUCCUACAAAACACCGAAAUUGUUGCUAAAGCUGUUGACUCAUCAGCAAAUGUGCAACCAGAAACAGUGGAAGAGAUAUGGAACUUAAGAGGUAUACUCAACACCUCAUGGCAUAGGGUUCAAGUUCGAGUUGGCCGUUCCAAUAUAUAGAAGCAAGAGACGAAACUCGAAACUUAAAACUGUAUCAUCUGCCUUUUUCAUCAUCUCAUAAACUAACGUUGUGCAGAAUAAACUCUUGUUUUUUACCAAAUUCAAAUGUGCAAGGAUUUUGAUUUUCUAUUAGAAGUCCGAAUAAGAGUAUGAAGCCUGCUUACACUGAUGAUGAAUAAUAUAUUUCCUUCAA
Benincasa hispida (wax gourd) is the source of this 1531-nucleotide messenger RNA. Its product is annotated as sulfite oxidase-like. The record is from RefSeq and is a predicted model, not a curated record. Gene Ontology annotation, biological process: sulfur compound metabolic process. Gene Ontology annotation, molecular function: heme binding; molybdopterin cofactor binding; sulfite oxidase activity. Lineage: Eukaryota; Viridiplantae; Streptophyta; Magnoliopsida; Cucurbitales; Cucurbitaceae. Gene Ontology annotation, cellular component: mitochondrion.